GUGUGUGUGCGUGUGUGUGUGCUGCCUCUCCUCCUCCUCCUCUCUGAGUGUGUGUGUGUGUGUGUGUGUGUGAGGGGGCAGCUGGUCGCUCGGCUCUGCUCGGUUAGAAAUGGCGCUGCGGGCUGCGCUGCUCUCCUCUCUGCUGCUGCUCUGCGCGGUUCGGCGGUUCGGCCUGUGCUGUCCGAGCCGCUGCCUGUGUUUCCGGACCACGGUGAGAUGUAUGCAUCUGAACCUGGAGACGGUGCCGGCGGUCUCUCCGCAGACCACCAUCCUAGACCUGAGGUUCAACAAAAUCAAGGAUUUACAGCCGGGUUCCUUCAGGCGGCUAAAGAACCUCAACACCCUCCUCCUCAACAACAAUCACAUCCGGAGGAUCCCCAGGGGGGCGUUCGAAGACCUGGAAAACCUCAAAUAUCUCUAUUUGUACAAGAAUGAAAUCCAAUCAAUUGACAGACAAGCAUUUAAGGGGCUUGUCUCUCUAGAGCAACUGUACCUGCACUUCAACAACAUCGAGUCUUUGGAACCAGAGUCCUUCACUCAUCUACCAAAGCUGGAGCGACUGUUUCUGCACAACAACAGGAUCACCCAGCUGGUGCCGGGAACCUUCUCUCAUCUUCAGGCCAUGAAGCGACUGCGACUGGAUUCCAACUCCUUGAACUGUGACUGCGAGCUGCUGUGGCUGGCCGACCUGCUGAAGCAGUACGCCGAGUCGGGCAACGCUCAGGCUGCUGCCACCUGCGACUACCCGAGCCGCCUGCAGGGCAGAUCGGUGGCGACGCUCACCGCUGAGGAGCUCAACUGCGAGGUUCCCAGGAUCACGUCGGAGCCUCACGAUGUGGACGUGACGUCAGGAAACACCGUCUACUUCACCUGUAGAGCCGAAGGCAACCCUAAACCACAGAUUAUCUGGCUCAGGAACAACAAUGCGCUAAACAUGCGCGACGACAGCCGUCUGAACCUGCUGGAGGACGGGACGCUGAUGAUCCAGAACACCAGGGAGACGGAUCAGGGAGUGUACCAGUGCAUGGCCAAAAAUGUGGCCGGAGAGGUCAAAACGUCCGAGGUCACGCUGCGAUACUUCGGAGCUCCGUCACGGCCCAGUUUUGUGAUCCAGCCCCAGAACACGGAGGUCCUGGUGGGGGAGAGCGUGACCCUGGAGUGCAGCGCCACGGGCCAGCCGCAGCCUCGGGUGUCCUGGACGAAGGGUGACCGCACGCCCCUGCCCAACGACGCCCGCGUCACCAUCACCCCCUCCGGAGGGCUCUACAUCCAGAACGUGGAGCAGGCUGACGGAGGACAGUACACGUGCUUCGCCUCCAAUAAUGUCGAUACCAUACACGCUACGGCGCACAUCAUCGUACAAGCGAUCCCUCAGUUCACCGUCACGCCGCAGGACCAGCUAGCCCUGGAAGGCCACACGGUGGAUUUCCCCUGCGAGGCGACCGGCUAUCCUCAGCCGGUGAUCGCCUGGACUCGAGGGGGCAGCCCGUUACCCUCGGACCGCCGUCACGUGAUCCUGCCCUCCGGCACGCUGCGCAUCACUCGGGUGGCGGCCCACGAUGAGGGCCAGUACGAGUGCCAGGCGGUCAACCCUGUGGGAACCACGCGCACCGCCGUGCAGCUCAGCAUCCAGCAGAGAGGUGAGGAGGGGGGCGGAGCUUUAGGCUCUAAGAGCAGGUGGUGCUUAGAUGAAAUAUGGCUGCCAAUCACAGGCUGCUUGUUUGAUGGCGUUCAGGUGACAGAAAGUGGAAAGUUCCACAUCAGCCCCGACGGUUACCUGGAAGUGAAGGACGUGGGCACGGCUGACGCUGGACGCUACGAGUGUGUCGCACGCAACCCCAUCGGCUACCAGGUGGCUAGCAUGGUGCUAACCGUGACAGUGCCCGCCGUCAGCAGGGAGGGCGACACCUUCGUCAGCACGUCCAUAGAGCAGGCCAUCCGUACUGUGGACAGCGCCAUCGAGUCGACGAGGAGGCGUCUCUUUGACGGUCAGCCUCGCACCCCCGGGGAGUUGCUGGCUCUCUUCCGGUACCCGCGGGACCCCUACACCGUGGAGCAGGCGCGGGCCGGAGAGAUCUUCGAGCAGACGCUGCUGCUCAUCCAGAACCACGUCAACCAGGGUCUCAUGGUGGACACCAACGGCACCGCGUUUCGCUACAACGACCUGGUGUCCCCCCGCUUCCUGGACAUGAUCGCCAACCUGUCCGGCUGCACGGCCCACCGCCGCAUCAACAACUGCUCGGACAUCUGUUUCCACCAGAAGUACCGCAGCCACGACGGCACCUGCAACAACCUGCAGCACCCGAUGUGGGGCGCCUCGCUCACCGCCUUCGAGCGGCUGCUGAAGUCCGUCUACGACAACGGCUUCAACCUUCCGCGAGGGCGGCUGGUGUCCACCACCAUGAUCGGAUCGGAGACCAUCACCCCCGACGACCGCUACACGCACAUGCUGAUGCAGUGGGGUCAGUUCCUGGACCACGACCUGGACUCCACGGUGGCGGCUCUGAGCCAGUCCCGGUUCUCCGACGGCCAGCUGUGCGCUCAGGUGUGCACCAACGACCCGCCCUGCUUCCCCAUCCAGUUCCCGCCCAACGACCAGCGGCAGCUGCGGAGCGGCGCCCGCUGCAUGUUCUUCGUCCGGUCCAGCCCGGUGUGCGGCAGCGGGAUGACGUCUCUGCUGAUGAACAGCGUUUACCCGAGAGAGCAAAUCAACCAGCUGACCUCCUACAUCGACGCCUCCAACGUCUACGGCAGCUCGCGGCACGAAUCGGAGGAAGUCCGCGACUUGGCGAGCCAGAGGGGUCUCCUGCGGCAGGGCCGCGACGUGUUCAGGGUGGCCGAGCUGCCUCACGGCUACGUCAGCUGUGACGACGUCCCUCAGAUCGACCUGCGCAUGUGGCAGGACUGCUGCGAAGACUGCAGAACUAAGGGCCAGUUCAACGCCCUGUCGUACCACUUCAGGGGACGCCGGUCAGCCGAGCACAGCUACAAAGAGUACAAACCUGCCAGCAGCUCCCAGGAGAACAGGGUCGUGAUCCUGCAUGACGGGCAGGACGCCCAGGUGACCUGCUUCGUGGAGUCCUGCCCAGCGACCGAGUGCAAACGCCCCGUCAAGCUAAAAGGCAGCUGCUGCCCGGUGUGCCUCGAGCAGCAGACGGCGGCCGCCCGCCGCCCGUAACGACCCUCAGGACCCCCGCAAACACGCCCUCUGGCGUCUGAACGUCACACGCUCGCAAUCAGACGCAUGGAGAGGACACGAGACUCGUGAAAUCGCGCGGCUCCACCGCCGCCAAUGACCUCGACAGACCCAACAGCCUCGUCUCAGUUUUUCGUUUUCUUCGACCCGGGGACGGAUUUUAUUUUGUUUCCUGUUUGUUGCACCCAGCGGCGCCAGGCUCGCUUUGAAAUCCUCCGGCGACGAGCCGCUGUCACUACGUGGAUUUAUUUCUGACCCGCCGGAUGGAUGAGCGGACAGGCGGGCGUGAGACGGGCCGGCCUCUCCUUCCUCCCUGCGCCGAGGCUCCUGAAGAGCCGCGACCAGCCGCCGUUUGCCGUCCUGCUCCUCCCGCUCGACGAUAAAUCGCAGGACAGGGAAGUAGAUGGAAAGGCGGUCGCCAUUUCUUGUCUCACACAAUAUUCUCAGGUUAGAGAUGCCGAAAACUGGUGCUACCCCCGAUUUAAUCCCAGUUUAAUCACUAAACCUUCAAAGUAUUUUGUCGUAUAUGCAAAGCAGCCUAUUUACACUCAGUAUGUCCUUAACGCUACGUCACAGUUGAGACGACUGUUGUACUUAUGAGUAGAGUUCCUGCAUCUUUAACCCGCGGUGCUUUUUAUCAUGUUAUUCUCUUCUUUUCCCUUCUUGUAUAAAUUGUUGCAUAUGAAGAAAAUGUGAAGCCCUACAAAAAUGUUUGUAAUGCAAAACAAAUGUCUACUGAUCUGCUCGUCGGUCCACUGACGACUCCCUCGCCGUGUGUGCCGCACGCUCGGCCGGCUCUCGCUCCGGCGCCUUUGAAAGAAACCCUGUUUGUACCACUGUGUUCACGUGCUGCGGACUUUCUUCCAGUAUUUUCCUCAGUGUUUUUAAGCCAAAAGUAUGAUUUUACGAGUUUAUGUUUGAAUGUUGUCCUGGUUCAGUAUUCUCACUUUGACCUGCUCAUGUUCGGACCGGUGCUUCUGCAGUCGUGGGAAGAUGAGCUCAGUAAUUUCAAUGAAACUAAUAUUUGACUGGAUCUGAACAAGUUUUAG
Messenger RNA from Neolamprologus brichardi, 4245 nucleotides. NCBI's taxonomy places the organism in Eukaryota, Metazoa, Chordata, Actinopteri, Cichliformes, Cichlidae. The record is from RefSeq and is a predicted model, not a curated record.